GUCAUAGCGAAGGCCUUUGGAAAUCGAGACCUCAACUCACAACGGCGACUGUAACCAGCCAUUGACGAGCUUCACAAUGGGCUCCAGCUCGUCCAAACCAUCGUCCGCAUCCCCUCCACACGUAUGGAAAGGGUCGUCACCAACAAGCGUGUCGCAGGACAUAGUCGAGUCCCUCCAAUCGAGCAAUGAGACCGACGUAUCCCGCGCCCAAACAGUCGAGCUCCAGAUCCAGGCCCGCGUAGCCGAGGAGCUGCGGCGCCUACAGGCCAAGGAAGCCGCCGCCCUGAAGGAGACGCAGGAGCAGCUCUCGGCGACGACGGACGGCUCGGCACCCGACCCCGAGAAGUCGCCGAGCAGGUACACGGUGUCCAAGGAGGUGGAGGCGCUGCGGGCGCGACUGGAGGGCCGGAAGAAGGUGAGGGGGAUCCCCGACUCGGUGGAGGCGGCGCGCGGUGAGGUCGUGCGGUGUCUACGCGAGCACGACCGGCGGCCGCUGGACUGCUGGCGGGAGGUGGAAGCCUUUAGGGAGGAGGUUAGGAGGUUGGAGCGGGGGUGGGUUGAGAAGGUUGUGAGCUAG
Molecule: messenger RNA, 577 nt
Organism: Phialemonium atrogriseum
Lineage: Eukaryota; Fungi; Ascomycota; Sordariomycetes; Cephalothecales; Cephalothecaceae
Product: putative DUF1690 domain-protein
Exons: 3
Coding region: 77-577 (166 amino acids)
Source: RefSeq, a predicted model, not a curated record